GUCAUUAAAACCAGUCCCUGUAAAGGAUUUGAAGAGUUGUAUCAGGCACUGUUCGAUGAUUUUACCUCAAGUUACGAUGUAUCACAUAUACCAGAGAACCGCAAGAAGAAUCGAUUUAAAGGCUAUUACCCUUAUGAUAAGACAAGAGUAAUAUUACAGAAACUACUUGGUGUCCCUCAUUCAGAUUAUAUCAAUGCUAAUUAUAUGAAUGGUUACGACGGAAAGAAGUUUAUCGCUGCUCAAGGUUCUACUGCGGUAACUAUCAAUGAUUUUGUUAGAAUGAUUUGGGAUAUGAAAUGUGAAAAAGUUGUCAUGGUAACAAGAGAAUUUGAAGGUGGAAAGACUAAAUGUAUACGAUAUUGGCCUGAACAUGGUACAGAAACAUUUGGUGAUAUUAAACUAACGUUGAAGAAGGAGAAAAUACGAGCCAAUUAUACUAAACGAUACAUCACUAUGGAAAAGGAUGGUACAACACACGAGUUUUGUCAUUUUCACUAUAUCAGCUGGCCAGAUCAUGGUGUACCAGAUAUACAAGAUAUGUUAGAUUUCCAAUAUACAGUUAAUAGAUAUAUUCCCAAUUCAACCAAACCUGUACUCGUACAUUGUAGUGCUGGUGUAGGUAGAACUGGUACCUAUAUUGCUAUAGAUUACUGUUUAAAACGAUAUAAUGAUAUUGGGAAAGUAGAUAUUUUGGAAUGUGUCAAAAAUUUAAGAGAACAAAGAAAAGGAAUGGUUCAAACAGAUUCUCAGCUACAGUUUAUACAUGAAGCUAUUAUAGAAGGAAUUAAAAGAGGAGAUACUGCUAUG
Molecule: messenger RNA, 807 nt
Organism: Lottia gigantea (owl limpet)
Lineage: Eukaryota; Metazoa; Mollusca; Gastropoda; Lottiidae
Exons: 9
Biological process (GO): protein dephosphorylation
Molecular function (GO): protein tyrosine phosphatase activity
Source: RefSeq, a predicted model, not a curated record